Leopardus geoffroyi (Geoffroy's cat) is the source of this 1611-nucleotide messenger RNA. RefSeq names its product 3-galactosyl-N-acetylglucosaminide 4-alpha-L-fucosyltransferase FUT3-like. Gene Ontology annotation, cellular component: membrane. The transcript has 2 exons. Gene Ontology annotation, molecular function: alpha-(1->3)-fucosyltransferase activity. The record is from RefSeq and is a predicted model, not a curated record. NCBI's taxonomy places the organism in Eukaryota, Metazoa, Chordata, Mammalia, Carnivora, Felidae.
GUGACAAGUAUAUUUCCUUCUCCUCCCUGGCGUUGUCUAAUCCACACCCUGAGGAACCAGCUCUCCCCAGUCCUCAAAUUCCUGGUCAGCUGCUAGCCACCCCUCCCCAGCUGCUCUGACCCAUGGAUGCGCUCGGCUGGACCAAGACCCGAUGGCCCUGGCAACAGUGUCUCCUCGGGCUGCUGCUGCAACUGUUUCUGGCUCUGUGUUUCUUCUCUUACCUGCGAGUGUCCCAAGACACGCCCUUGUGGUCCGCCAGGUCGGGGGCCGAUGCGGCAGAAGCUGUCCACGCGGCUCCCAACGGGUCCUCAGGGAUGGUGUCUUCCCAGGGGGCGCCCUGCCCGACCCCCCCUGGGUCCUCUGCCCGCCCGCCCCUGGUGCUCCUGCUGUGGACAUGGCCAUUCAACCACCCCGUGCCUCUGUCCCGCUGCUUGGAGCUGUGGCCGGGCACGGCCGACUGCCGGCUGACUGCGGACCGCAGGGCGUACCCUCAGGCGGACGCGGUGCUGGUGCAUCACCGCGAGGUCAGCUACGACCCGAGGAAGCAGCUCCCCACGUCCCCGCGGCCGCCGGGCCAGCGCUGGGUCUGGUACAGCAUGGAAUCGCCCAGCCACUGCGCGCAACUGAAGGCCCUGGACGGAUACUUCAACCUCACCAUGUCCUACCGCAGAGACUCGGACAUCUUCACACCCUAUGGCUGGCUGGAGCCGUGGCCCGGCCAGCCGGCCUCCACGGUGGUCAACGUCUCGGCCAAGACGGAGCUGGUGGCCUGGGUGGUGUCCAACUGGAGGGAAGACUCAGCCAGGGUGCGUUAGUACCACCUGCUGAAAGCUCACGUCCAAGUGGACGUGUAUGGGCGCUCCCACAGGCCGCUGCCGGAGAAGGCCAUGGCCCAGCAGCUGUCCCGGUACAAGUUUUACCUGGCUUUCGAGAACUCCUUGCACCCCGACUACAUCACCGAGAAGCUGUGGCGGAACGCCCUAGAAGCCUGGGCCGUGCCCGUGGUGCUGGGCCCCAGCAGGAGUGACUACGAACAGUUCCUGCCCCCCGACGCCUUCAUCCACGUCCACGACUUCCAGAGCGCCGAGGAACUGGGCCGGUACCUUCAGGCGCUGGACAAGGACCACGCCCGCUACCUGAGCUACUUCCGCUGGAGGGAGACGCUGCGGCCUCGGUUGUUCAGUUGGGCCCUGAUGUUCUGCAAGGCCUGCCGGAGGCUGCAGCAGGACUCCACCUACCAGACCGUGCCCAGCAUAGCUGCCUGGUUCACGUGAGCUGGCCGGGCCGGGGCGGGGGUCGCCCCACACCACACCCCUGGGGACACACCUGCCGGGACGCGGGUGGCCGGGGAGCUCGCUUAGCUGGGGCUUCACCGGCUGGCCACCUCUGCUGCCAGGAGACCGGCCCGGGCCACCUUUCCUGCCAGGGGCCUCCCCCCCCCGGAGGGUCUCACCCGCUGGGGACCCCACCCACGAAGGCACUCAGGCCCUGGGGAACCGGCCUGGGGGUCCCACCCGCUGGACGCGGUUCUGCUGGGUUUGCUUGGGGUUGCCCUUGCUGUUGUUAACCGCCUGUGGGGUGGCAGGUGGGCAAUACUGGCACCAGUCUCCA